Tuber melanosporum (Perigord truffle) is the source of this 534-nucleotide messenger RNA. RefSeq lists its product as uncharacterized. The transcript has a single exon. The record is from RefSeq and is a predicted model, not a curated record. NCBI's taxonomy places the organism in Eukaryota, Fungi, Ascomycota, Pezizomycetes, Pezizales, Tuberaceae. The coding region runs from base 1 to 534 and encodes 177 amino acids.
AUGCCACCUAAAUCUCUCUCCCCUGCGAAACUCUCGCAAGUUCUUGCUCAUAUACACUCCCUAAAUACGGCACACACUCUAAAAGACCUCGAAAAGAUCAUUCCCGCAGCAACUGGCGUCUCAGGGAUGUUGGUAAAAGAUUACCUAACAGCACUCGUUGACGAAGGGCUCCUUAGGGUAGAGAAAAUCGGUAGCGGGAAUUGGUAUUGGGCUUUCCGUUCCGAGGAAACCAACACGAAACGGCGAGUUCUAAAGAAUUGUCUCGAAGAGAAAGAGAAGCUUUGUUUGGCGAUUUCAGAACUGAAAAGGGCAAUUGGUGAAAUAGGUGCCGAUGAGGGGGGUGAAAAGGAGGAAUUGGUGGGGAGGGUCCAGGAAUUAAAGGUGGUAAGGGCGGGUAUAGCAGCUGAGCUCAUGGGGUAUGAAGAAGGGAAUGUGAGUAGGUUGAAGAGAGAGAUUGACGAAAUAAAGGCCAGGGUUAAUCUGACUAUUGGUAAGUCUCACCCCCGCAGACGUAGGUUUAGGCUAAUAGGGUAG